CGGGCCGCGGCGGGGUGGGGACGCGAGUGCCCGCCCCGCGCCCUCCGACCCCGCUCUGGGCGCCGAGUGGCAUUCGCCCGCCGGCCGAACGUGGUUGGUGCACGGCCGUGGCCGCCACUUCCUUUCCGCCUCGCGGGCCGGGCUCGCCCACCGAGCGCUGCCCGCCUCGGCCAAUCGUGGCGCCCGCCCGCCUGCGGCCGCGCUCAGUGCCCCGGCCUGGGGGCCGGCCCGCGAGAGGGGCUCGGGAAGCCUCCGCAAGUUCGAAGGGCCUCUGGAGGUAACUCAGCCCCUCGCCAGGACGCGCCGGCAUCUGUCUUUGGCCCCACGUCUUGAAGGGUACCAUGCCCGUGGAAAGGAUGCGAAUGCGCCCAUGGCUGGAGGAACAGAUAAAUUCAAAUACAAUACCGGGGCUGAAGUGGCUUAACAAGGAAAAGAAGAUUUUCCAGAUCCCUUGGAUGCAUGCGGCUAGACAUGGGUGGGAUGUGGAAAAAGAUGCACCACUCUUUAGAAACUGGGCCAUCCACACAGGAAAGCAUCAACCAGGAGUAGAUAAACCUGAUCCAAAAACAUGGAAGGCGAAUUUUCGAUGUGCCAUGAACUCCUUGCCUGACAUUGAAGAAGUCAAGGAUAAAAGUAUAAAGAAAGGAAACAAUGCCUUCAGAGUAUACCGGAUGUUGCCGUUAUCUGAAAGACCUUCUAAGAAAGGAAAGAAACCAAAGACAGAAAAAGAAGACAGAGUGAAGCACAUCAAGCAAGAACCAGUUGAGUCAUCUUUGGGGCUUAGUAAUGGAGUAAGUGAUCUUUCUCCUGAGUAUGCCGUCCUGACUUCAGCUAUAAAAAAUGAAGUGGAUAGUACGGUGAACAUCAUAGUUGUAGGACAGUCACAUCUGGACAGCAACAUCGAGGAUCAAGAGAUUGUCACUAAUCCUCCGGACAUUUGCCAGGUUGUAGAGGUGACCACCGAGAGUGACGAACAGCCGGUCAGCAUGAGCGAGCUCUACCCUCUGCAGAUUUCCCCCGUGUCUUCCUAUGCAGAAAGCGAAACUACCGAUAGUGUGCCCAGUGAUGAAGAGAGCGCCGAGGGACGACCACACUGGCGGAAGAGGAACAUUGAAGGCAAACAGUACCUCAGCAACAUGGGGACACGAAGCACCUACCUGCUGCCCAGCAUGGCGACCUUCGUUACUUCCAACAAACCUGACCUCCAGGUCACCAUCAAAGAGGAGAGCUGUCCGGUGCCUUACAACAGCUCGUGGCCCACUUUACCAGACCUCCCCCUCCCGCCCUCCGUGACCCCAGCGCCCAGCAGCAGUCGGCCGGACCGGGAGACGCGGGCCAGCGUCAUCAAGAAAACGUCAGAUAUCACCCAGGCCCGCGUCAAGAGCUGUUAAGCCUUUGACUUCCCCCGGUGGUUGUUGGGAUGUCUUGGCUGUGUUUUGUUGUUUGUUUGUAUUUUAUUUUUCUCUCUGACACCUAUCUUAGACAAAUCUAAGGGAAAAAGCCUUGACAAUAGAACAUUGAUUGCUGUGUCCAACUCCAGUACUGGAGCUUCUUUUUAACUCAGGACUCCAGCCCAUUGGUAGACGCGUGUCUCUAGAGCCUGCUGGAUCUCCCAGGGCUGCUCCCUCAAGUUCAAGGACGUCAUAGGACCAACACCCACACGGGCAGCGCGGUGCUGCAUUGCCUGCGGUCAAGGCCAGCACAGUGGAGUGGAUGCCUCCGAACGGAUGAGAAAAUGUGAACUAGCUGGAAUUUUGUAUUCUUGUGAAUAUGUACAUAGGGCAGCACUAGCGACGUUGCAGUCUGCUUCUGCACCUUAUCUUAAAGCACUUACAGAUAGACCUUCUUCUUGUGAUCUUGCUCUAUUUCACGGCACAUUUCAGCGUUCCCCCUUCGCGGCCCUUUGUGUCCUGCCUCCCGGCCCGUCCCCGCCACUUUCUUUCCUCCUUGUCCUCCCCACAGAGGCUGUGUUCCGCAUCCCUGAGGAGGAGAAGAAGAAAAAGAGCUUCUCCACAGAUGUCCCAUUUUUAAGACUGCUUUAAAAAAAAAAGAAAGAAAGAAAGAAAGAAAGAGAAAGAAAAUCUAAUCUGCUGUGCUUGAAUGCCACGCGGUACAGAGGAAAACUAUCAUGGAGAUAUUAUGCAAAUUCCCAGAUUUGAAGACAAAAAUAUUCUAAUUCUAACCAGAGCAAGCUUUUUUAUUUUUUAUACAGGGGAAUAUUUUAUUCAAGGUAAAAUUCUAAAGAAAAUAGAAUUGUUUUUUAUCUUUUCUACAGCAAAUUUAUAAUUUUAAGAUUCCUUUUCUUGUUUAUCAGCAGUUGUUAUUACAUCCUUGUGGCACAUUUUUUUUUAAUUUUGUAAAGGUGAAAAAGCUUUUAUGAGCUCAUGUAGCAAUCAAAUUAUCCUGUGGAUUGAUAAUAAAUGAAUAUGAUAUAUAGUUAAAUUUUUAAUGGGCAUCAUG
Prionailurus viverrinus (fishing cat) is the source of this 2460-nucleotide messenger RNA. It is a transcript of the gene IRF2, whose product is annotated as interferon regulatory factor 2. Gene Ontology annotation, molecular function: DNA-binding transcription factor activity, RNA polymerase II-specific; RNA polymerase II cis-regulatory region sequence-specific DNA binding. The coding region runs from base 342 to 1391 and encodes 349 amino acids. The transcript has 9 exons. NCBI's taxonomy places the organism in Eukaryota, Metazoa, Chordata, Mammalia, Carnivora, Felidae. The record is from RefSeq and is a predicted model, not a curated record. Gene Ontology annotation, biological process: immune system process; regulation of transcription by RNA polymerase II. Gene Ontology annotation, cellular component: nucleus.